Molecule: messenger RNA, 381 nt
Organism: Moesziomyces aphidis
Lineage: Eukaryota; Fungi; Basidiomycota; Ustilaginomycetes; Ustilaginales; Ustilaginaceae
Source: the annotation of a GenBank genome assembly
AUGACAGAGCGAUACCAGCAGGCGUGCCGCAAGCGAGGCGCAAACCCGCAGGCCGAUGCCGAUCGUGUGUCGAUCCUGCAGCGUGCUCCCCCGCUCUUGGCUCGCCAGACAUGCAUGGCCGCCGAUGAGUGGCCACCGCACGCCCAACAAAGCAAAACAGGGCAGCAGAGCCACUAUCCUGGAGCCUCCUGUCCUACGCACGCCAUGACAAACACGCCGUCCACGUUUGGCUCCCGUCUGGCUCGCAUCCGCAUCCCCUUCAUCCCACCACCUUCCUCCGUGCCCCGCACCACCAUCGCCGCCCUCCUUUGCACACGCUCCGCAGUGCAAUCGGUGCGCGCCCACUCUUCACCGUACAUGCGCAUCACCCGCAUCGUGUGA